This is a messenger RNA of Emiliania huxleyi CCMP1516, 1782 nucleotides long. RefSeq lists its product as hypothetical. The transcript has a single exon. NCBI's taxonomy places the organism in Eukaryota, Haptophyta, Isochrysidales, Noelaerhabdaceae. The record is from RefSeq and is a predicted model, not a curated record. The coding region runs from base 1 to 1782 and encodes 593 amino acids.
AUGUCGCGCUCGCCCCGCGCACGCACCGUCGACGACGCCCCGCCCACGGACUGGCUGGCCGAGCUGCCACCGGAGCUGCACCUCCGCAUCCUCGAGGGCGUCGACGACUUCUCUGACUGCGCCGCCUUCAGCCUCGCGUCGCCGCGCCUCGGCCUCCUCGCCCUGCGCAGCGGCCUGGCGCGCUUCAAGGACCCCCUCUUCGCCGUGGCGAUGCGGCUGCUGCUCACUGAGCGCUUGCUUGCCGGAGCAUUUGUCGGGGCGCCCAUCAUGGACACGCUCAACGAGGCCACCCUUCGCGCCUACGCCGCCGACCGCCGCGCCACCGCCGACCACUUCCCGUGGCUUGCGAGGGUGAGCCCGGCGCACUGCCUCUCGUUGGAAGUGACGGGUGCUGGCGCGAGUCGCGCCGAAUACUGGAGACUGCGGCGCGGCGAAGAGAAUGACGCGAUGCUGCGGCGACGCCUCUUGCAGUCCGGCACGGUGCAGCACUACGAGGGCGGGCGAGGCGCGGAGCGGAUGGUGCGCUUGGUGCUUCCCAACAACGUGGUGCACUACGAGGGCGAGCGAGGCGCGGAGCGGGUGGUGCGCCAGGAGUCUGCCAACGGCAGCGUGUCGUACUACGAGGGCGAGCAAGGUGCGGAGCGGAACGUGCGGACGGAGUCUGCCAACGGCAACGUGUCGUACUUCGAGGGUGAGCAAGGUGCGGAGCGGGUGGUGCGCGUGGUGCUUCGCGGCGGCAUACAGUACUACGAGGGCGAGCGAGGCGCGGAGCGGAUGGUGCGCGUUGAGUUUGCCGACGGCACUGUGCAGUACUACGAGGGCGAGCGAGGCGCGGAGCGGAUGGUGCGGACGGAGUUGCCCGACGGCAGCGUGGCGUACUUCGAGGGCGAGCGAGGUGCGGAGCGGAAGGUGCGCGCGGUGAGUGCCGAUGGCACCAUUACGCACUACGAGGGCGACAACGGUGCGGAGCGGGCGGUGCGCGUGGACUUGCCCGACGGCAACGUGCAGUACUUCGAGGGCGAGCAAGGUGCGGAGCGGGUGGUGCGCGUGGUGCUUCGCGGCGGCAUACAGUACUACGAAGGCGAGCGAGGCGCGGAGCGGAUGGUGCGCGUUGAGGUUGCCGACGGCACUGUGCAGUACUACGAGGGCGAGCGAGGCGCGGAGCGGAUGGUGCGGACGGAGUUGCCCGACGGCAUGGUGCAGUACUACGAGGGCGAGCAAGGUGUGGAGCAGGUGGUGCGCCAGGUGUCUGCCAACGGCAGCGUGUCGUACUACGAGGGCGAGCAAGGUGCGGAGCGGAACGUGCGGACGGAGCUCCCCGACGGCAGCGUGGCGUACUUCGAGGGUGAGCGAGGUGCGGAGCGGAGGGUGCGCAUGGUGCGUGCCGAUGGCGCCGUUGGGCACUGCGAGGGCGAGAAAGGUGCGGAGCGGAUGGUGCGCGCUGAGUAUGCAAACGGCAACGCGGCGUACUACGAGGGUGAGAGUGGCGCGGAGCGGGUGGUGCGCAUGGAGUUAGCCAACGGCAACGUGCAGUACUACGAGGGCGAGAAAGGUGCGGAGCGGGUGGUGCGCAUGGAGUUGGCCGACGGCAUGGUGCAGUAUCUCGAGGGCGAGCGAGGUGCGGAGCGGAUGGUGCAGGCGGGCGCGAGCGAGGACAAGGCGGCCGCGGAGAAGCGGUACAAGGCCAUGCGGGUUGCAGAGCUGAGGAGCGAGUGCGAGCGCCUCGGCUUGGCCACCACCGGCGUCAAAGCAGCGCUCGUGGCGCGCCUCCUGGCGGCCUGA